AUGUCCAACGACAAACCUACAGAACCUACAGAGGGCACUCCACCCGAGCAGAACGAUGUCCACCGACGCCCAUCUCUUGUGCCUUCACGAACACUCUCCGAUUCCGGGCGGCGGAUCUCUUCCCAACAUGUGCGCUUCUCAACCGAUCUCGAUCGCGAGUCGGCCGAGGAACUACGACAGACAAACUGGGACCGACGCCCCAAUUCUCGCGGCCUGAGCAUCGACACGGCGCUGGCGCCUCCAUUUGUUCGACCUGCUCCCUCACCCACCUCUCCACUCUCGCCUCCCAAUGCCACCCGAAAUGCGACCCUCUCCCCCAUUCCCCCACCGAGUCCUGAGUCCGCCGGUCGGUCUCGGUCGCGAAACCGUGGAUACUCGCUCCGUCGCAGCAUAUUCAAUAAAACUAUCAACUCGACGGAGAAGGAUGAUCUCGCCCUGGCUGAGCUGGGUGAGGUCAAGGAACCUUCGUUUAAUGUGACUCCCGUCCAAGCCCCGGCUGCUGAGACACUCACUGCGGCCGAUGAGAAGCAUGCUUUGAGCGUCGCGCCGACAGCGACACUCGACUCGACACACAAGGAGGAUGCCUCCCCUUAUGUCUCCUCUGAGCCUUCAGAGAAGGGUCUCAAGGAGCAGUUCUCCGUGUCUGUGGCCCAUGAGAAGCAGUUAUGA
This is a messenger RNA of Penicillium egyptiacum, 669 nucleotides long. The record is from the annotation of a GenBank genome assembly. Lineage: Eukaryota; Fungi; Ascomycota; Eurotiomycetes; Eurotiales; Aspergillaceae.